Molecule: messenger RNA, 819 nt
Organism: Truncatella angustata
Lineage: Eukaryota; Fungi; Ascomycota; Sordariomycetes; Amphisphaeriales; Sporocadaceae
Exons: 1
Coding region: 1-819 (272 amino acids)
Source: RefSeq, a predicted model, not a curated record
AUGGAUCAUCGCGAAUCAAAGAAGGCCCUAGGGGCUCUUGAGCUAUCCGCCGCGUUUUGUUCACUUAUGGACAACCUCGCCGGCGAGUGGGGUUUCGUGCUCGUCCGCACCGCUUAUGCGGCCGACGAGACAACAGAUGAGGAGCAGUGGUCCUCCGCGUUGGCCAAGAUACGCGCGCAUGCGUUAUGGCGCCCCGGACGUGGCGAUGCUGCGGCGUUGGAAUCCAAUGCUUUCGCACUUGCGGUCAUGUCGAACCGUUCUGCUCUGGCGGGAGCAAGCUAUGGCUCGGUGCGGACGUCCUUCGCUGCCUGGGCAAAGGAGUAUGCACGUUAUAGGCAGCGGGGGUCAGUUGACGAGGAGCGACGGGAAUCUGGGGUGCGGAUGGACUGCGUCUUGGUUGUAGACGAGGCCGCGUUGGCAUCUCUACUGCAAGCGCCCCAUGCGGCUCAGAUGCCCCAAAGAGGUGUUCGCGGCGCUGAACCUUUCGUCGUCGUCAUCGAUGCCGAGGAUCCUGCGUGUGCGCCCUACUGUGGAGGCGGCCCGUACAUGGGCUGGAUGCGAGCUUGUGUGACAUCUUUGUACAACUUGACCGAGGACCUCGAUGCUAUGGACUUGGCACAAGAGAUCUGUCCUACCAGGAGUUAUGAGGGACAGAUACCGUUGUAUGAUGGCUCGCCCAGGGGCGGGUUGGUUGACCCACCUGGUGGGCCGGAUGGGAGGUACAAGUUUCCCAUGGGCACACCGAGAGGGUCGCUGAGUGCUCAAGCCAUGCUUGACGAGAUACGUCGAGCUACCGGCGAUACGGCUACGGAUGUAUGA